Messenger RNA from Salmo salar (Atlantic salmon), 9276 nucleotides. Its product is annotated as solute carrier family 71 member 1. The record is from RefSeq and is a predicted model, not a curated record. Gene Ontology annotation, cellular component: membrane. Lineage: Eukaryota; Metazoa; Chordata; Actinopteri; Salmoniformes; Salmonidae. Gene Ontology annotation, biological process: transmembrane transport. Gene Ontology annotation, molecular function: transmembrane transporter activity.
CCAUGGUGGCGGUGGGGUUAUGGUAUGGGCAGGCAUAAGCUACAGACAACAAUGAUGGCAAUUUGAUUGCACAAAAAUACCAUCUUGAGAUCCUGAGGCCCACUUUUGUUAAGUUAUCUGUGACCAACAGAUGCAUCUGUAUUCCCAGUCAUGUGAAAUCCAUAGAUUAGGGCCUAAUGAAAGUAUUUCAACUGACUGAUUUCCUCGAACUGUAACCCCGUAAACUCAAUGCAAUUGUUGCAUGUUGGGUUUUCACUUACAUAUUUGAUGGACAUGUCUCUGUGCCAAACAACCAAUACACGAAGACGAGGUGAAAAGGUAACUAACUGUAGACUACUUUUAUUUUAUUUUUUUGUAUGGUGAAAAGGGACAGAUGAACACAUGCCGCCUCCAAUUCAUUCUAAUAAUAUCAGAGCAUGUGUUACUGUACUGCCCGAAAGGAUGUUCCUCUGUUCUGGCAAAACUUACAGAUGAUGUCGACAAAAAUACAUUUUGUAAUCGAUAAUACAAACUUUUUACUGAACCUAUCAAAUCCAGAGGUUCCUCUUCCGCCUCCUUAGCGCCUGCCAAUCAGGGCUAAGUGUCGUACCGGAGGGGCGGUUUGCUUUUUACACAGGAAGAUGGAUCAAAAUGAGGUGGGGGAUAUGUGCAUUGGGUAAUCACUUGCUAUGUAGCCAGAGAAGGCGAAGUCAAAUAUUGAUCAUUUUCCAGAGCUUAUUACUGAAGUUACCCCUCUGACAUCAAGAAUGGACAUAAGUUAACAAUGACGGGAGAAAAGAAGAAGAAAAAGCGGCUGAACCGCAGCGUUCUUCUGGCUAAGAAAAUUAUUAUAAAAGAUGGAGGCAGUCCCCAGGGGAUGGGUGAUCCCAGUGUCUAUCAUGCUGUGGUGGUGAUCUUCCUGGAGUUCUUUGCCUGGGGGCUUCUUACCACGCCCAUGCUAACGGUCUUACAUGAAACAUUCCCUCAACACACAUUCCUGAUGAAUGGGCUUAUUCACGGUGUCAAGGGUAUUUUGUCGUUCCUGAGUGCGCCUCUGAUUGGUGCGCUAUCAGAUGUAUGGGGUAGGAAGUCCUUCCUGCUGCUAACAGUCUUUUUCACCUGCGCCCCCAUCCCCCUCAUGAAGAUCAGCCCAUGGUGGUACUUUGCAGUCAUUUCUAUGUCUGGUGUGUUUGCCGUCACCUUCUCUGUGAUCUUUGCGUAUGUGGCGGACAUCACGGCAGAACACGAGAGGAGCACAGCCUACGGUUUGGUGUCCGCUACCUUUGCAGCCAGCCUAGUGACAAGCCCGGCCAUUGGAGCGUACCUGUCGGAGACGUACGGUGACACCCUGGUAGUGAUACUGGCUACGGCCAUCGCCCUGCUGGACAUAAUUUUCAUCCUGGUGGUCGUCCCCGAGUCGUUGCCCGAGAAGAUGAGACCAGCCUCCUGGGGAGCACCCAUCUCCUGGGAGCAGGCUGACCCCUUCGCUUCUCUGCGGAAGGUGGGCCAGGAUUCCACGGUGCUUCUCAUCUGCAUCACAGUGUUCCUGUCUUACCUACCUGAGGCCGGACAAUACUCCAGCUUCUUCCUCUAUCUCAGACAGGUACAAAGGUUCAGUUCAGAGACAGUAGCUGCCUUCAUAGCUGUGGUGGGCAUCCUCUCCAUUGUUGCUCAGACAAUGGUUCUGGGGAUUCUGAUGCGCUCCAUAGGGAAUAAGAACACCAUCCUACUGGGCCUAGGCUUCCAGAUACUACAGCUGGCCUGGUACGGCUUCGGAUCUCAACCAUGGAUGAUGUGGGCAGCAGGAGCGGUAGCGGCCAUGUCUAGCAUUACGUUCCCAGCCGUCAGUGCCAUCGUGUCCCGCAACGCAGACCCCGACCAGCAGGGUGUUGUCCAGGGGGUGAUAACAGGUAUCCGUGGUCUGUGUAAUGGGCUGGGCCCGGCCUUCUAUGGCUUUAUAUUCUACCUGUUCCAUGUGGAGCUGACUGAUCUGGACGCUGUAGACAGCCCUGGGAAAGAACCCAAACCUAACAUGGCCAACCCUGCUGAUGAGAGUUCCAUCAUCCCCGGCCCUCCCUUCCUGUUCGGGGCGUGCUCCGUACUGCUAUCUCUGUUAGUAGCCCUGUUCAUCCCAGAGCACAGUGGUCCGGGGAUCCGGCCGGGAGGCUACAAGAAACACAACAACGGGGCCCAGAGCCACUCACACAGCCCUCCCAGUAGCGGGGCCGAGGGCAAGGAGCUGCUACUGGAUGGCAGCUGUGUAUAACACCAGCCUGGGGGCACAAACUCCACACUUGCUCCCCCUGAGCCCAAACAAGUGAACCAUUACUUUCACACAUGUACCCAGAUGAGUGGCCUCUUCUUCUGGCAGGGAAGAUGCACGUGUUUGUCUGUGUCUGAACACCUCGUGGGCUGUGGUUUAUCUGAAGCCGCUGAGGUGUGUGUGUGUGUGUGUGUGUGUGUGUGUGUGUGUGUGUGUGUGUGUGUGUGUGUAGAGAGAGAGAGACUCUCUUGGUUGAGCUGAUCUCUGCCCUGAGAGUCUUGAGAACCAGGAAGAGGAUAAAGGAGGUGGGGAUGUAGAGUUCCUGCCAGAGAGCUAUGCAGCACACCCAUCCGUCCCACAUGGGCGGGAUCUGGUUGGAGUGAAGGUCCAAGGUUAUCUGAACUGUUACUAAGCUCUGUGUGAUUUAUUUGUCCAAAAUGGCACCCUAGUCCCUAUAUGGUGCACUUCUUUUGACCAGGGCCCACUAGGGAAUAGGGUACCAUUUGUGAUGCAACCCACUCUGACAACAACUGUUCUUUCCCUUAGAGAGGGAGUCAACAACAUAGUUCUGCUGGCCAGUUUACAAGCUACCAAACUUCUGUUGUGACUGAUUUUAUUGUCUAAAUAUGGCAGAUGAGAAAGCAGGUCUUCCUCUGUGUGUGUGUGUCCAAAGCUGGGAGAGAAGUUACUGUAUGCCUCCAAAAUGGCCCCUAUUCCCUUUAUAGUGCCCUACUUUUGACCAGCCUCUGGUGCACUAUAAAGGGAAGAGCGUGCCAUUUGGGAGUCAAACACUGUAGAACUUGAGGAGAGCCUCUGAAGAUCCAUCUAAGAACCACAACCCAUCCAGAUGGGGACAGCACAAUAGACAUUAACCUUUAACUAUUUUUCUAGAGGGACUUGAACCUAACAUUUGACUGACCAACCUCUAUUCCAUUGAAUAUCACAUUUAACUGAGUUGUGUGUAAACCACUUUAGUUUUUCCAAUGUUUACCUUUCUGUCGUCUGUUCCAUUAGACUAGCAGACAGACAGUACAGGACCUCUUGGGUUGGAUAUGUUUCCAGUGUUCAUCACACACUUAAGGCUAGUUGUGCUUGAAGUUUUUAUUCCAGAGAAAUGUUGCCUUGGAAGUGACGUUGUCUUCAUAUUAAUAUAUUACAACCUGUAUGAAGACUGUUGUCUGACUGUCUGAGGUGGGUCUGUAAUUGUUGCUUUCGCUGCUAUUGGAGCCUUAAGUCAUUUUAGUCUUGUUUUCUAAUUCUACUCCUCACAACCCUCUUCUAUGUGAAUCUAGGCACAGCCGUAGUUAACACACAGACUAGCAUGACUGUAGUUCUGUAAACAGCCGUAGUUAACACACAGACUGGCAUGACUGUAGUUCUGUUAACAGCCGUAGUUAAGACUGGCAUGACUGUAGUUCUGUUAACAGCCGUAGUUAACACACAGACUGGCAUGACUGUAGUUCUGUUAACAGCCGUAGUUAACACACAGACUGGCAUGACUGUAGUUCUGUUAACAGCCGUAGUUAACACACAGACUGGCAUGACUGUAGUUCUGUUAACAGCCGUAGUUAACACACAGACUGGCAUGACUGUAGUUCUGUUAACAGCCGUAGUUAACACACAGACUGGCAUGACUGUAGUUCUGUUAACAGCCGUAGUUAACACACAGACUGGCAUGACUAGUUUUGUUAACAACUUUCCCAUAGACGGUUUCUGGUUCUUUAUUCACAAAGUGUCUUGAGUGCUGAUCUAGGAUCAGUGUUGCCUGUUACAUCAUAGUGAAUAUGAUUAUAUGGUCGGGGAACAACCUGAUCCAAGAUCAGCAUUCCUACUCUAAAAUACUUAGUGAAUAAGUUUCCUGAUCUGUAAUGUUGGUAUCAAUGUGAGCACUGAUAUUGUUAAUAAAACGGUCUGUAGUAAAAUUAUUAGGUCAGUAAAAAUUCAUAUCAUUUGUUGUUCUGCGGUAGGAUAGUGAAGGUUAAAUGUUGUGUGGCAUUAGACAUGGCUGCAAAUGUGGUUUUAGCUCCCGUUUCUGUCAGUCUGUCUUUGACUGCAAUGGUGUUGCAGAUACUACUGUGUCUUUGCUGUUGUACUUUUGAAACAAUAGAUUUUUUUGUAAAUGAGCCUCAAGUGCAUUGAAAUGACCAAAUAGGACUGAUUGGUGUCAAAAUGUUGGACAUUUUCAGAAUUUCUAUUUAGUCAAAUUAUUAACUUUUUUUGUGCCAUGUUUGUUUUUUUAUUGCAAGAAACACAAGGAAGGGGUAACAUUAAAGUAUUAGAACAUGAAGGAUAACAAUACAGCAUCAAGAUACUUUCCGCAACAGAGCCAUCCUUAUGUGUGAGGGUGCGUGUGCAUGAUAGUGAUAUAAAAUAUGUCAUAGUUUCCUUUUUCAUGAUCACAAUCUUGUUUGUUUUUGUUAAUUUGUUUGACUACUUAAACUUUUUUUUUUUGCAAAGUUUAAGUGCUAUUUUGAAUAGCUUAUAACACUUAGAUGUUCCAAUGUUUUUAUUUGUGGAUUUCUUCAACAUUUUGGGGAUUUAUUGAAUGUCCAGCUUUGCAUUUAAAAACUCAUUUCUCAAUGGUCAGUUCGAUUUAACAAUAAGCUGUUAAUUUUGUUGAAAUUUUAUCAAUAGAUGACAUCACUAGCAUAAUUGAAUGUUCUAAGCAAUACAUGUUGUUGUUAUGCCAACCAGUCAUUUCAACUGGGUUAGCAGUGAGGCCAUUAACUUUGAUUUCUGUUCUACCUGUGUGUCUCAACUGGCACCCUAUGGGCCCUGGUCAAAAGUAGUACACCACAUAGGGAAUAGAUAUGCCAAUGCGCAGGUCAUAUUGAAUUGGACCAACAACACACUUAAGGACAGUAAAGCCAAUGACUAAAAUCCUACAUGAAUAAUUACAAUUUAUUCUGCACCAGCCACAACACAUUUACAGUUCAAACAUGUAUUUCAGUAAAUGUACAAACAUUUGUUUACUUAACGUGUGUGUGUGUGUGUGUGUGUGUGUGUGUGUGUGUGUGUGUGUGCGCACAAAACAUUAGGAAAACCUUCCUAAUAUUGAGUUGGUCCCCCUUUUUCUCUCAGCACAACCUCAUUUGGUCAGGGCAUGAACUCUACAAGGUGUUGAGAGCGUUUCACAGGGAUACUGACCCAUAUUGACUCCAAUGCUUCCCACAGUUGUAAAGUUGGCUGGAUGUCCUUUGGGUGUUGGACCAUUCUGAUACACACGGGAGACUGUUGAGUAUAAAAAAAAAACAGCAGUGUUGCAGUUGUUGAUACAAACCGGUGCGCCUGGCACCUACUACCAUACUACUACCUGACCCUGUUCUAAGACGCCUAAAUCUUUUGUCUUGUCCAUUCACCCUCUGAAUGGCACACAUACACAAUCCAUGUCACCUACUACCAUACCCUGUUCAAAGGUAAUUACGUGUUUUGUCUUGUCCAUUCACCCUCUGAAUGGCACACAUACACAAUCCAUGUCACCUACUACCAUACCCUGUUCAAAGGUAAUUACGUGUUUUGUCUUGUCCAUUCACCCUCUGAAUGGCACACAUACACAAUCCAUGUCUCAAUGAUGUCGAGGCUUAAAAAUCCUUCUUUAACCCGUCUCCUCCCCUUCAUCUACACUGAUUGAAGUGGAUCUAUCAAGUGACAUCAAUAAGGGAUCAUAGCUUUCACCUGGUCCCUCUGUCAAGGAAAGAGCAGGUGUUCCUAAUGUUUUGUAAACUCAGUGUGUAUGUUAAAAGGAGAUGGGAUCCUGCUGGUCUGAUUGCUACAGUAGUGUGGAGCAACUAUACUGAACAAAAAUAGAAACGCAACAUGCAACAGUUUCAAAGAUUUUACUGAGUUACAGAUCAUUUAAGGAAGUCAGUCAAUUGAAAUAAAUAAAUUACGCCCUAAUUUAUGGAUUUCAAAUGACUGGGAAUACAGAUAUGCAUCUGUUAGUCACAGAUACCUUUAUUAUGCUGAAACAUGGGGUGAUGGAUGAAUGGCAGAACAGUGGGCCUCAGGAUCUCGCCACGGUAUCUCUGUGCAUUCAUAUUGCCAUCAAUAAAAUGCAAUUGUGUUCGUUGUUUGUAGUUUAUGGCCGCUCAUGCCAUAACCCCACCGCCACCAUGGGGCACUCUGUUCACAAUGUUGAAGUCAUCAUACGUGGCCUGCAUUUUGUGAGGCCAGUUGGAGCCGGCUUAUGGUAGAGAAAUUAUGAGAAAAAAGAAGAGACCCACACACUGCUCUUGCUUGUAUCACUGCUCUUUAUUAAGCUUCACGUAUCAGCCUCAAGGUCUUCAUCAGAGCGCUAGAGAAAUGAACAUUCAGCUCUGGUGGACAUUCUUGCAGUCAGCAUGCCAAUUGCAUUUUCCCUCAACUUGAGACAUCUGAUGGUUGUGUUGUGUGACAAAAAUGCACAUUUUAGAGUGGCCUUUUAUUGUCCCCAGCACAAGGUGCACCUGUGUAAAUAUAAUGCUGUUUAAUCAGAUUCUUGAUGUGCCACACCCUUCAGUUGGAUGGUUUGUGCUUAUGGAACAUUUCUGGGAUCUUUUUUUUAUUUCAGCUCAUGAAACAUGGGACCAACCCUUUACAUGUUGCGUUAUACAUUUUGGUUCAGUAUAUAUUUUCUCAUACUGACCGUGGUUCUGUGGGCCGCUCCUGUUUUGUAGUCCGAUGUGGCCUGGGCUGAGCCUCCGCUCUGUGACUGGGCUGAGCCUCCGCUCUGUGACUGGACCGGUGGAGGAUGAUCAUAAUUAUAAUAAUAAUAAUAAUAAUAAUAAUAAUAAUAAUAAUAGCAUGUAAACAUGGGAAUCUAAUGGCAAAGUAUUUAUUAAAGAUUUAUUCUACAUUGAGUUUUGACUGUCUUUUGCCACAUACAGUAGGCUACAUGUAAAAACAUGUACUGGGAAACGUGGUCGUGUUUAUUAGUGCACAUCGUAGCAAAACGUUUUUGCAAUGGAGAAAAAAAAAUACUAUUGGACUAAGAUGGUGCCUCUCUGUAUUCCGUUUCAGGCUUUAUUUCAUGUCAUGCCCACUGAACACCACCCAGGCUUCAGCGGACAGAACAAACACAGAACAUUCUGUUCUUCAUUUGUGUUAAAUGAUCUUACUAUGGUAGCCAUGUGAGGAUGUUCUUGUUUUCAGAGCACCUCCUCCCUCCCAGUACGAGGUUAUUCAGAAACCACUGAUGGAGUCCUAUUCAUCUAAGCGGUUAGUAGGAAUGUUUAGUCUGUAGCUAGCUUUCCUUCCAAUUGGCCACAGAUUUUCAUGCGAAUAUUAAAAAAUUUGCAUAAAAACACCCACCAGAGGAUGUUUCCAUCAAAUGGACUUAUUGCGGAUAAAAGGCUGUGAUGACACAGUGCAUAUAAAAAUUACUUUUGCGAUUUAAUUCCAGUGUGCCGAAUUAAAAAUGAUAAGUUAAAUGGGUUUCCGUCGCAUUUUAAACUCGACUGCUGGUAAUGUCACAAAUGUUGCGUUAUAUAGUAAGUGUGCCCACUCUGGUACUGGCAUGCAUGUGAUCUCUAGCCAACAGCUCGCAGAUAGAGUGAGGGUAGAGCCUACAUCGGGGAUGGGCAAUUCUGAUGCGGGUAGGAGCCACAAAAAAAUCUGAACUCGUCAUGAGGGGCUGCAGUUGAUAAACGGGUCUGCCUACCCCCACACCCCUUUCCCGUUUUACUUAAAUUCGUGCAAUUCGAAACGUUUACGUAGAGAUAAUGUAGCAGCCCUCCAAGACCAUCACAUAUCUACUUAAAGCAACUUCAUUACGGUCUGUCAAUACGUGGACGUUGACAAUAGGUGUCAUUAAGGUCAUGUGACCUGACCAGAGAGAACUUGGGAGUGUGCACGCUCACCCAGUCUCUAGAUGACGGCUGCACAGUGGAAGAACAAACUGUGUGCCAUGCAGUUUACCACUCCCAAUUUGAAAUACAUUUUGUAGCUGCAUGGUCCGAGCCAUAACAUUAAUCAGAAUUCUCCUGUCCUAUCCUAUUCUCUCCUGUCAUGCAUUAGUAAUAAACAAGUCGUUCAGCCACAAGGUGGCAGCAGUGUGAGGUGGGGAAACUAACCUCUAACAUUCUCUCAUUGAGUCUGAGGGAGAGAGAGAAUAAAUGAAAUAACUAGAAAUGAACAGUUUCAAAAGAAUAGGCAUUUCAAAUGUUAUAAUAUUGUCUAGUGUUGUAACAAUGUGCAAAUAGUUUAAGUAUGAAAGGGAAAAUAAAUUAACAGAAAUAUGUGUCUGUAAUGGGGUCCCACAUUUGGCAGGAGGUUAGGAAGUGCAGCUCAGUUUCCACCUCAUUUUGUGGGCAGUGUGCACACAGCCUGUCUUCCCUCGACAGCCUAUGGUGGCCUCGCUCAAUAGCUAGACUAUGGUCACUGAGUCUGCACUAAUCCACAUUUUUCUUAAUUUGGGGUCAGUCACAGUGGUCAGGCAUAACCGUGGGAAGAUAUGGGGGGGUUAUAAAUGCAGUUCUACGUCAUUUACAUGAUAAAAUACAUUAGCAUAAUCUUUUUUAAUAGAACACAAAUGGCCAAAUGCAGGCUACUGUGCAACUUAUUAUUCAGGUAUUCAAACUUUUAGUUAUUUUGUAUUUAUAAUUUAUUUAAUCAUGAAUAGUAUUAUUGUAUAUCAAUAUUAGUGUAGCCUAUUUAUUCAUCUAAACCAGAUAUUUUAGCGUGUUUUCUUUUCAUUCUGUUGAGACAUUUUCAUUGGCUAAAUUAUGUUUGAUCUGUCUUUAAUUGUGUGCUCCGUAUUUAGUUUAAGAGGUUAUAAGUAGGCCUUUUGUAAAAAUAAAUAUUAUUAGCCUAUUGCUGUCAUUGGUUAGUACGGUAGACACUAGCACUUCUUGGUAAUUGCUGCAAUAUAGCCUGUUCAAAACUUUUGUGAAGAUUUAAACCAGUUCGCAAGUGAUUUGUUUGAUUCUGUUGUCAUUUUCUUUGUCCAAGUUAAGUUCCAACUGUAAUGUUAUGUUUACUGCAUUGUCUUGCUUGUAUUUUGCUUAUAAAACGUGGCUUGGCAUUUGAUAUUACCUUAAUAAAAUGUAGGAACUUUU